Nannizzia gypsea CBS 118893 is the source of this 681-nucleotide messenger RNA. RefSeq lists its product as hypothetical. Gene Ontology annotation, molecular function: protein binding. The coding region runs from base 1 to 681 and encodes 226 amino acids. NCBI's taxonomy places the organism in Eukaryota, Fungi, Ascomycota, Eurotiomycetes, Onygenales, Arthrodermataceae. Gene Ontology annotation, biological process: protein homooligomerization. The transcript has 2 exons. The record is from RefSeq and is a predicted model, not a curated record.
AUGAGCGUCACGAAUAACUCGAAAGUUGUGGUGCUCCAAGUUGGUGAGCGAAAAUUUCACACCACUGUUGAAACCUUGACAGAGAGAAGCGACUAUUUCAAGGCUUACUUCUCGGGAAAAUGGACAAUACCAACAAUGGAAGAUGGAUCCAUUUUUAUCGAUGCCGAUAGCACGGCGUUUGAACAUGUCCUUCGGUAUCUUCGACGUGGUGUUUUCCCUUUGGCAUAUGACACAGCAAAAGGACACGACUACCACCUAUACACCAGUAUCCUCCAGGAAGCUACAUACUUCCAGUGCCACCAUCUAGUGACUUGGCUCCAGGACCAAUGUUAUCAUAAAUGUGUGACCUGGUAUGCCUCCGCAGAGGUAGCUGGGGAGGGAGAGGCAACUGCGACAGGAGCUGGCAAUGUGAGGGAUAUGCGCCUUCUGCAAGCUGGCACCAAAGAAACUAAGACAUACAUCUGCCCACGUGAAAUAGAUGUGCACCGAGGAGACCCAGCGAAGUGUGGACGCCAGUGUCAUAAUGCGCAAAUCGGUAACCCCAUCAACUAUGAUAUUGAACGCCUACCAUUAUGGCGCAAAGUGAAAACAGAGCAAAAUUUCCACAGCGAAUGGAUGACAGACGACGGAGCUGCCUUCAUUGAAUAUGUACGCAGUAAGGAAAUUCUUGGACCUCUUUGA